Molecule: messenger RNA, 2987 nt
Organism: Mya arenaria
Lineage: Eukaryota; Metazoa; Mollusca; Bivalvia; Myida; Myidae
Product: neuronal acetylcholine receptor subunit alpha-6-like
Exons: 1
Coding region: 330-1616 (428 amino acids)
Biological process (GO): signal transduction; chemical synaptic transmission; monoatomic ion transmembrane transport
Cellular component (GO): synapse; membrane; neuron projection
Molecular function (GO): extracellular ligand-gated monoatomic ion channel activity; transmembrane signaling receptor activity; neurotransmitter receptor activity
Source: RefSeq, a predicted model, not a curated record
UUGUAUAUAGUUUUCUUUAAGUGUAUAACCAUAUUUUGAGGGGACUUAAGAGUUAUAAUAUAUACGUGUUGUUUAAAUACAACAGAAUAUAAUCAGAAAUGUGAAUAAUACACACAUUAUCCGAUAAACAUAUUUAUGAAUGAUAACAUAAGAAAGUGGCGAUAUUUUUGUUUGAUUUUAUUUCGCAAUCAGCGUGAAGUGCAUUUGAACAUUCGUAGAGUGCUGGAAAAAACAUGUAUACAUUUAAUAUAUCGGAUAUAAUAUAUGUGUGUGUGAGUGUAUUACAUAUACUAUUAGCCGUGUAAGAAAUAUUACCUUUUAUUCUCGAAAUGGCAAACAAACUCCGAAUACUAUCCUUGUUCUACUUGUGCUCCACGAUAACAUAUAAUAAAGCAGACAGCGUCAGUGAUACUGAACAAUUGCUUUCCAAUUUGUUUACUAACUAUACUAACAUAGUGCGUCCAGUGUCAGACCACACAAAGGCCUUAAACGUCAGCAUUGCACUGUUUGUUAAGUCUUUAAAGGAAUUUAACGAAGUGGAAGAAACGUUUUCGUACACUGGUGCUCUUCAGAUGACAUGGAUUGACUACCGACUGAAAUGGGAUCCAGAACAAUAUGGUGGCAUUGAGAGUAUAACUGUCCCAGUAUCCAACGUAUGGUUACCAGAAAUCUUUCUCGCAUCACCAGCAACCACGAAAAUGUAUUUUGUCCAAAGUUGGAACAAGGCGCGGAUAUGGGACGACGGAACAAUCGAACUACUACAAGGGGCUAUGAUUGAAACUACUUGUUCCUUGAACGUCAAAUAUUAUCCUUUCGAUGUCCAGGCGUGUGACACUCUACUUAUGUCCCUCGCUUACAAGAACAACGAGGUUAACUUGCUGAAAAUCGGGCAGACGGGCAUAGACUUCACCCUUUACCAAAACAACUCACUUUGGGAGAUAACGUCCACAUCUGUUUACGUUGAAACCCUGGCAACCGGAACUGAACUACAAAUGCAUUUUAUUUUGUACCUGAAAAGGAAAUCCGCCUACAUGGUUCUAAAUGUUUUGAUGCCUAUUCUGUUUUUAAGUUUACUGAAUGCACUGGUGUUCUGGCUAGUUCCGGAAUCCGGGGAACGAAUUGGAUAUUGCAUUACCACCCUACUGGCCAUCGCUGUCUAUAUGACUAUCGUUAUGGACUACCUUCCCCAAAGUUCGGAUCCAGUACCGUUUAUAUCGUACAAACUUGUGAUUGACCUGAUUAGCAGUUCUCUUAUAAUAGUGGUCGUCAUCUUCAACAUGCGCCUGCACAACAAAGCCGGCGAUCAAAACGUUCCAGGCUGGCUCAGGUCACUGUAUCGAGCCCUUGCAUGCUACAACUGUAAGCAAAAGAAAGUUAACCCUGAAAUCAUCCAAGUUAAGGUUGCAGCGUGGCAAAAGAAAGAAACUGUUGAAAAUGGCAGCGAGGAAAAGAAAAAGAUAGCGAAGAAUGAUGGCGACUUGAUUGAUGAGGAUGGGAACAAAAUAACAUGGCAAGAUAUCAGUGCUAUGGUUGACUGGUGUGCCUUCGUUUUCUUUGUUAUGAUUUCUCUGCUAAGCUUCUUUGUGUUUGUUGGUGCUGCACUUGGAAAUACAUAGAGACUGUAUUAGACGAAAGUGCUUGUUAUUUGUUGUUUGCAGAAUAAGUCGAGGUAUUUGGUAAACAUUGGUUAUCCUCGUCGUUGCUUGAAAAACACUUUUACGAUUUCGAUAAUUAAAAACGCUCAAGAAACUAAAACACCGAGACAAUACUCACAUGUAUAAGAAAGCACAUAGCUUUUUCGACUGGAAUGAAAGGAAAAUACUCAGAUAUAGACAGACAAGCGUUGCCAUUCGUUGACGGUGCUCUUGUUUUAUAAUCUAAUUACCAAUAGGCAAUCAAGUAUUUAACCCAUGUAUUAUCAAAGGAUGCCUCGGGUAUAAAUAUUAUUAGAGAUGCAUAAGACACUUACACUACAUACAUAUUUGAGCAAACAUUCGUUUUGUUUAUGGAUGCUAUGUAUAGGUUUAGAUUCUUUUUUAGUUUUUCGCAUAAAUGUUUAUACAAAAAUCAAGCUCAGCACAUGUUUGUUUUCAUAUAGACUGUCUAAUGAGUUUUGUGCAAUAUUUCUUCUUAACAAAUAUUGCAUUUUUUACAUUUUUUUACUUAGUCGUUACAUAUCCACUCAUUACCAUUACACUUAAUUUUUUUGAUAUUGUGCAUUCAGCGAAACCAGUUCUCACCAGAAUUAAUUGAAUUUGGUGGAUCGCAGAAUUUGCCGAUUCAUGCGUAAACAUUUUUCAACGCUUUCAACGGAUCUAGGAGAUGAUUUUCACUAUAUAUUCCACAUUUAAUGAUGAAAACAUACAGAAAUUGGCAACCAUUGCAACAGACUACCUAAUAUGGCUUAUUAUUAAUCAACUAUUACGUAUUUGACGAGAUACAGAGACUAUUGUCGUAUCAAUACUAGGCCAAUAUGAAAUCACCUAAUUAAUAACAUUAUGAUAUAAUGAACACUUUUCGCAGAGAAAAUAAGUCAAAUUUAAAAAAAGCUAUAUUUUAAGGGUAUAUUGAAGCCUUUCGCCAAACGUAAUUGUAAAUCAUUUACAUAUCCAGAAGGGUUUUUCCAUGUUUUCAUUGUACAUGUUUCAUCUUAUCUAUAUGUUGUACAAAAAUUCUUUUACAAAUGCCUUUGUAUAGAAAAAGUUUGAUUUUACUGUAUAACCUUUAUAUACUUGUUUCUUAUAUAUUCGUGUUAUUUUUAUGUGUGUAUACAAUUUUAUUCAUCUUUGUAAUUAAUCUGUUUUUGAAGCACUUAUUCAUUACUCGACUAUUUUUUUCGUGUUUUGGUUAUGUUUAUCAUAGAAUAUUUAGACUUAACCAAAAGUGCAAAAAAAUCAUAUUUUAAUAAAUGUAUUGAAUACCUUGAAAAUAUUAUAUACUCAUUCAAUAAUUAAUACCACAGUAUUUGUAGCAUGUUUCUUCAUUAA